Messenger RNA from Saccostrea cuccullata (small rock oyster), 2040 nucleotides. Its product is annotated as protocadherin gamma-A10-like. The transcript is spliced from 6 exons. The record is from RefSeq and is a predicted model, not a curated record. Lineage: Eukaryota; Metazoa; Mollusca; Bivalvia; Ostreida; Ostreidae. The coding region runs from base 294 to 1352 and encodes 352 amino acids. Gene Ontology annotation, biological process: homophilic cell-cell adhesion. Gene Ontology annotation, molecular function: calcium ion binding. Gene Ontology annotation, cellular component: plasma membrane.
AUGAUGUCCCCUUUUUCGGUAAUCUGCCUGUUGGCGCCACUUGGAACGUGCUGGAGAACACACCUCUUGGAGUUACAUUGUACAAAGUAGACGUCAACAAUCUAGACACAACGGACACAAUACAAUAUGACGUCGAAUAUAAUCCAACAACGGGAUCCUCAUAUUUUACAAUUAACGAAACAAAUGGAGAGAUUACCACAUCUUUAACGAUACUCGAUUAUGAGACCGUUCCUUCUAAACAAUACCAGCUGAUCAUCACUGCCACAGACGGAAAGGACACCUCGACCGCCACCAUGUCCGUCUCUGUAGCAGACGAGAACGAGUCGUGUUCCUUCCACCAAACUCAGUACUCGGUCUCGGCCGAUGAGGGAUCGGCUGGGACCUUAUUUUCGGAUGCUGGAUUUGUGAUCGCAGACGAAGAUGCCGGUUCUUCUCACACCUUCCAGCUUAGCUGCGGAGUAGAUUCGUGGAGAUUCUCCAUUAAUUCAAACUCAGGAAGAGUGUCAUAUUUUUAUUCUUAUGACCUUGACACAGAGAAGAUUUCUAGCUACACAUGUAAGGUGACAGCAACUGAUACAGGAAGUUUAUCAUGCACCACUUCUUUGGUGAUCAGCAUUUCGGAUAUAAAUGAUAAUUCUCCAGCUUUUGAUUCGUCAGAAGUCCCCAUUUACGUCACACCUUAUGAAACGGCCGGAAUCGCUCUUGUAAAUGUCACAGCAACGGAUGCAGAUGUGUCAAGCUAUGGUGACGUCAUAUAUAGAUUGGAUAUGUCAACAUAUAAUUUCCAAUACUUUGAUGUUACAUCUUAUGGAACAAUAUUCGUCAAUAAGGACUUGACAGACUUUGUUGCAGGGGACACGCUUGAUUUAACUUUGUCAGCCAUAGAUUUUGGAGGAAAUCAAGGAACUGUUAAAAUAAGAGUUGUAUUUUAUGAGCUUAAUACUACGACAACCAGCACAACAGAAAUGCCGGAGAAGUUUAUCACGUCGUCUUGGAACGUCGUGUGGUUAACGUGUCUGGUAGUUUUGAUUGCAACAAUGGCAACACUCUCUAUUUUCUUUUUCUUUACGUAUACCACACCUUCAAUGAAAGGAUUGCUAAAUACAACGGCUAAAAGAAGAAUGAAAAGAAUGGACAAGAAGAUGAAAGACACAAAAACUACAAAUAAAUCAGAGAAAGAAAGAAAAGAAACUAGUCAAAUUAAUAACCAGGAGAUUACAAGCUUAAUUGAAUCGAAUCACCAAGAAAGCCUGAGAGAUGUGCAGUCAAGUCCGGUACCUAAAGGUGUAUUCCCCAGAAACUAUGGAGAGGAUUUACCAAUUAUGUCAGAACACUUCGAUUUUUGGAAAUAAAUUUAAGAUACUCCUAGCCUAAUGUAAAGUAUGCCACCUUCUCUAAAGGGGAAAAUGGCAUGAAAAAUGAAUAUUAAAUUAGCAUUUAUAUUUUCACUUAUUGUCUGCUUGAGUAUCAAAUGCAGAAGAUAAUGUUUUUUAAAAGCGUGUCCAUUGUAAUUCAAUACAUGUGAUGUAGUUAUAUUUUCAUUGUGAUUGUCAUUUUGAUUUUUUGCUAAAUCAUCAUAACAAGGGUUCUAUUUUUCUGUGGAAACGAGAAGAAAAUACAAUUUCAUUUCUGGCGGAAGUGUUCCUCAGUAGCGAACUAAGGAGUUGAUCUUAACGUCGUGGGUUCAAAUCCAACUGCGGGAAGUGGAUACCGUUCUUUCGGAAGAGAUCAUAUAAGCUGAUGUCCAAUGUUGCAGUUGGUGCUGACAUGUAAAAAAAAAACAUACUGCUCAGUUGGAUUUAGUGUCGAUUGCAGCCCUCCACCGGCAAUCGUGGCGAGACGCCUGAAAAAUUCUAGGAAGGGGCCUUUUCAAGCGAACAAAUAGAACAUAUUUGAUCUGAAAUUCAGAUAUAUUUAUUUUCCUCAAAAAAUUAUUUGUUUUCAAAUAAAAAAAAUAGUUACAUAAAUUUCUAAUGACAGUUUUUAAAACUGAAGACCAGAUCCUAAUGGCAAUCAUACGCGUACUGUAAACCUUCAUUU